Ciona intestinalis (vase tunicate) is the source of this 2889-nucleotide messenger RNA. The record is from RefSeq and is a predicted model, not a curated record. NCBI's taxonomy places the organism in Eukaryota, Metazoa, Chordata, Ascidiacea, Phlebobranchia, Cionidae.
CACUCCGUUACAAGCAAGCUGGUCACAAACGUAUUAAUGGUAAUGGACCAAAUCUGGCCUAAAUCCCAGGUCCUUGACAAGUACCUCACCCACAAAGAAUAGAACAUCCUUUUUCGCAUUAUUUUGAUGAAUAAUUUACGCCUUCGUAUUAUUUUAAUAAAAACUCUACCGUGUUAUUUUAGUGAUUCAAUUUCCGCCUUAAGCGCACUGUUUGUUAUUUUAGGUUCUCGGAUAUGGCCCACUCAUAAACCAGUAUCCUCCGAUUGCAGAUCAAGCGAUCUUACAAACACUGCGGUUGCAGCACCGGAAGCCAAUUUGAAACCUUAUUUCAUGAAUUUAAUUCACUUUCUGCCUAUUUCAUUAAGCAUGAUGACGAUGCAGCCACCCACCCUUUGUGUAAAAGUAGGUACCGCGUCGGCAGUUCCGUUUGGUAUACAUAUAACUGAAUCUUCUGGCAUCACCAGAUCUGUGGGAUACCACAGAACAGUACAUCAACCUUCUUACGAGUGUUCUCUAUUGACGCUGAUGUGCAGUGGGCCAGCGGUGGUCCAAGCUUUUACUGUAGGCAAGAUGGCAUUAAACAGCAAUAUGUCGGAUAAACUUGGAUUUGUCGGUGUCAGCUCAACCUUUGACUGGCACACAAAAGACCCGGGCAAGUUUCUGGAAGCUGUAGUCCGAGGAAUCUUGGGCAAUGUGAAGAACGCGUUCGUUCAGUCCUUCACUCCUGGAAGUCUCACACUAAGGUUGGUUGCCACGGAUAAAGAGGCCGCUGAUGCUCUAAUAAAGAUGUACGGGUUAAAGGAAAUGCUAAGAAAUCUUAAUGCAGAGAUAGAAGCUUAUUCUAAAGAAUUUAAUGAGGAUCUCGGUAGAAUUGAUUCUGUGUCUUUGAUCAACUACAACGAACGCAAUAUCGAAAUAGAAAAAGUUGAUGAAGUUAAACUCCAAGCUUAUUCCUGUUUUCAAAAUAAAUCAAAGAAGGGCGAGGUGCCCCGGCAGCCUAUUUGGGUAAGUCCUUCCGAAAUCAAGUUAGAAAGAGACGACGAUGCUGUUCUCGGGUGUGGAGGCUUCGGAUCUGUUCUUCGCUGCCGGUUAAAAAAAGUCGGUCUCUGUGCUGUAAAGUGUGUUGCAGCAAGUGGUGGAUUUAUGCAAACAAAGAUUGCCACAGAAAAGUUUGAAAUAGAAGCUGGUAUAUUUCUUAAGGCCGAUCACGCAAACAUUGUACGGGUGUAUGGGAUCACAAGCUGGGUCGGAUCAUUCGGUAUCAUCAUGGAGUAUAUGGAAGGAGGGAACUUAUCGGAGCUUAUUAAUUCAGCACGAUUACAAAAUUAUCAAGUUCCGUUCGAUCUGUUGGUUCGGAUCUUGCUUCAAGUUGCAAACGGGGUGGCGUUUCUGCACCAUAUCGGAGCAGGCAUGCAGAUCGUUCACGGAGAUCUUAAACCUUCUAACAUCGUGCUGAAGGCCGACUUCACAGCAAAAGUGACCGAUUUUGGAGGGGCGAGUCUUCGUACAUAUACUGGUACAAACGAGAUCGGUCGUACAGCUGAUAAUAAGCAGCAGCACAGUCUAGCCUACACUGCUCCUGAACGAAUCAUGCAGCCAGAAUUUGCAGCCACCAAAGCAUCAGAUGUUUAUAGUUAUGGAAUGAUCGUCUACGAAUGCCUAAGCGAUCUUUCACCAUAUUGUGGGGUGCCUCUUGACGAAAAGAUUUGGAAAAUCCUAUUGAAGAUAACAAAUAAGAUGAAACGACCAGCAUACGACCGGAUCAAUAGCAAGAAAGAGCGUUGUAGCGAAGAACAACUGAAUUUCCUGCUUUUACUUGAAAAGUGCAUGGAAAGCUGCUGGCAGUACAAAAAGGAUGAUCGUCCAAAAAUGAUAUCAGUUCGAGAUGAUCUUCAAGAGCAUUUUGAUAAAAUACCGAGGAAACAGAUCUUAAAAAGUGUCGUCGAAGUCUCCUGCCACCAACAACCAAUUAGACGCCCCCUCAAAUCGUCUACGGAGAGGAUACCCAUCAACCGUUUGUACUCGCCUUACUUUCGACCAUCGGACGCCCGAAAAGAUUCUUCGACGCCCACACAACCUGAUGGAAACAGGAAGAGAAGAUUGGAAGGGCAGUGCACGGGGCAUCUUCAGAAAGUUUCGAGAGAAUUAGCCGGCCAAGCAUCCACAAGCAAAGCAGCAUCGAGAAACAAGCCGCAUUCAUUGAUAAGAAAGAUAGAAACCACAAUGAAUGCUGAUGCCAAGGUUCUUGAGGCCGCGACUCGAGAAUUGUGCCAUGCCCUGAAGGCCCUGCGGAAGGGGGAUGAGGGAAGAACGUGCUCGGAUGACAACCUUGUUCUCGUGCGGGAAUUGAACGACUCUUCCGAAAACACAAUGGAUGAGCAGGAAUAAUUAGCUUAUCCGUUACAUAUAUAUAAUAUGAACCCGAGCUUCACAAAAAUGAGCAGAUAUGUUAAUAAGAACAGUUUCCUUGUGAAAUUGUGAGGACCAUAACAACUGGGGUUUGCUCUGUAAUCUCUUGUCCGCCGAUAUAAACAGCGUUUUAUUGUAAAACAUCUCAUCCAAAAUUGUAUCCCAGAAAAAAAAUAUAUGUAUGUUUAUGCUGCGUUUCAAUCGCUUGAUUUCGCACUUUGAUAUGACAUUUCGAAAUGUAUUUAAUUGUUUUUUCACGACCACUUCAACUGCUUAUAUGAACUCCUUUUUAAUUUAAAUAGACAACGAAAAACUUUUAACAUUAAUAUAUUUAAACCAGUCAGAGUUGUCAACAGUGUAAGCUCCUUUCCUUUUCAAACUGUUUGUAAUUUGCGUAUACAUGUACUUGUGUGUGUCUCUGCAUACUUUUGUGUAUACAUGGAAAAUAUUAGACAGAAAUAAACUUCGCUUUUAUGCAAA